GUUUUCGCGCCUGGUGGCCUCUCCGUAAGGUCACGCACCCGGCCGAUCCGGCUACCUGCCCGGUCUCCCCUCCUUCCUUGGCUUUGGCCCAGGCUCUCCUUGACUCCUUUCAGCGCAAUGUCACGCAGUUUGAAAGAGAUCUCCGGAAAACACGGCGGGAGACGGCUGCUGCACGGAGGGCCUCGGACCCCUCCGUUAUCUUUCGUGACCUCAAGAAGAUACCAGCCCAGCCUGUGGACACUUUGGUGCUCAAAACCGUGGCGGUCGUCUCGGAGGUGUGCCAAGAUGACUCCCACCUCAAGCUUCGGUCUGAUGUCUCCUGGCGCCCGGAGCAGGGUUUCUUUCUCAAUGGCCACCCGCUGGAAGUCUUCCAUUGUGAGCCCGAUGUCGUGUGGGCCUCGACCGAGGGCGUUGCACCUGGGGAUGUAAUCAGCCAGGAACGUCCACUGGCUUCUCUUCAUGAGGUCUUCCAGGCCUUUGCGGAUGAAUGGCAGACGCGUUGGCUUAAGCAUGAGAAUGUUGACCCUGAUGUGUGGCGGGCCCUCACUGACUCAGUCGGUGUGCCGGCGCUGCGGCCUUACCCUUGGCAACCGAUCUCAGUUGAGGAGUGGACCCGGGCGGUUAAGGCCAAGCACUCCAAGUCUGCCACUGGCCCUGAUGGUGUGUCAAGGAUUGACUUGAUUGCCCUCACCCCUCCCUUCGUUGAACGGCUCCUGCGUAUCGCCCAUGACCUUGGCCGGCCUCUGGUGGGCGCGCUGUUUGACUUAUCCAAAGCCUUUAACACGUUGCCACGCACACCUGUCUUUGCCCUGGCACUGAAGCUUGGCUUCCCGCCAGCUCUGGUCCGUGCGUGGAGUGGCGCGGUCACGCGCAUUGCCCGGCGGUUUAAGGUCCGUGGUGCAACAGGCCCUCCCAUCCUUUCCGUGACUGGCUUCCCCGAAGGCUGCGCCAUGUCUUGUGUUGCGAUGGCACUCGUUGACCUGGCCCUCCAUUGGCAUGUUGCGAAAGCUGAUCUUCGGCAUUGCCUUACCUCUUUUGUGGACGAUUGGCAAGUGCGUGAACACUCGCCUGAGCGUGUCCAGUUGGCUGUCCGGAUGGUCAAUGAGUUUGUGCGUGGCUGGGAUCUGACGAUGGAUCCUCGCAAAACCGUCUUUUGGGCGACCCAAGCUGGCCACCGCCGUCAACUCCGUCGCCAGGGAUUACCCGUUGAGUCCUCUGUGCGGAAUGUGGGUGGCCAUGUUAGCUUCAAUCGUCGUUGCACCAAUGCUACGGUACAGAACCGUCUUGAAGCGAUGCAUGAGCUGUGGCCAAGGCUGGCCGCUUCUUGUGCGCCUCGCAACCAGAAGAUCAAGGCCCUCAAGGUCUCGGCCUGGCCGGCGGCUCUUCAUGGUGUCUCGGGGGUGUGCCUGGGCCUUGCACGCUUUGCUGCCCUCCGUUCCUGUGCUAUGCAGGGCCUGCGACUGGACCGCCCCGGCCUGAAUCCGAUGCUCUACCUGGGCAUGGUGGAAUUCCCGCUUGCUGAUCCACACUUCUUUGCGAUUUGGAGCACUUUUCGCGACCUGCGGGCCCAUGCUGUGCGUGACACCUUUGUCCCGCUUUUGGCGUCCCUCUUGGAUCGGAAUGGGUCCCGCGCCCCAGGACCUGCGGGUGUUUUCCUGGAACGGGAGCUCCUGUCCCGUCUUGUCUUUGCUUGGCAGUGUGCUGUAGGUGCGGCGUUGGAGAGCCGUGAUGGCUUUCAGGGGAUUAGUCAGGCGGACCCUGCUGAGACACGUCGUCUGCAAGCAAGCUUUACACCGGAGGACCGGCUCAACAUUGCGCUUGGCCUCAGUGGUGCUUUCUACACUCAGGAUGCCCUGCAUCACUUCUCGGAUAACCCUGAUGAUGAUCGCUCCUGCCGUUUCUGUGGACAGCCUGAUAGUGUGCGGCACCGUGUGUGGUAUUGCAGUCACUUCCGUCAGCGGUGUGGCCACGCCCCCUCCUACCCGGAUGCUGAUGUGGCCACUCUACCGCCUGCUCAGUCGCUACAUGGAUGGGCCAUGCGGCCGCGUGGAUUGGUGCAACUCUGGCGAUCAUUGGCGGCUUUGCCUGAUUAUUCGGACCGGAUCCUGUGUACGUGCCCCGUGGGCUCUGACUUGGAUCUCUUCACGGAUGGCUCGUGCAAGAACCCGGCGGUGCCUAACAUCCGGCUUGCUUCUUGGGCGGUGAUCAUUGCCGCUGCCCCGGGGGUUGAGCCUGUCACGGCUGCGGGUGCGGCCCUACAUGGCGUGGUGCAAACUGCGUUUCGUGCGGAAAUCACGGCGGUCAUUGCGGCUUUUCAGUGUAUGCUACAGUGGGGGCGACCGGCCCGUAUUUGGUCUGACUGCGCUGGUGUCGUGCGUGGAGUGCGGAGAAUACAGGACGGCACUUUUCGGCGCUCCCCGUCAAUGCUGAACUCUGACCUUUGGUGUACUUUGUGUACGUUGGCGGAGCGCGUGCCGCCAGGGUGGACCAUACACAAGGUUGCUGCCCAUGUGGGAAAUACAAAUCAUACGUCGCUUCUGGAGGAGUGGGCUUACUGGAACAAUGAGGCUGCGGAUCGAGAGGCCCUGCGGACAAACCUGGACCGGCCGGCAUGCUUUUGGCGACUGUGGGGUGAUGUCUGCCGGGAUCAGGCCUUACAGACCUUGCGCGGGCGGGCUGUGUUGCAACGCUUGCGCGAUGUCGCAAGG
Molecule: messenger RNA, 2708 nt
Organism: Symbiodinium sp. CCMP2456
Lineage: Eukaryota; Dinophyceae; Suessiales; Symbiodiniaceae
Source: the annotation of a GenBank genome assembly